UGCCAAAACACACCAACCCUUUGUCCAAGCAAGAGGCCAACAAACUGAGAGAAGAUCUGUUGCAAAAGGGUUAAACCUGCCGCAGGACACCUCAGUAUCUCGCUGGUAAUGAGCGAAAACUCGGUAACACUAUUUCUCUCUUUCUGAUCCUUGUGUGGAUCCCUUGCGUGGCUCUUUAAUCCCACAGGUGAAUCCUAUCAGAGUUCAACGGAUCAGUUGCGGUAGUUUUUGUUCGUCCGCGUGGCAGCAACAAUGUCGGCGAUACCGUCCGUGAGCUUUCCUCAAUCCAACCCGAAACUCUACUCACCGCCAGCGAUGGCCAAAACCGACGCCAAGUUUCGUCCAAUUUUUGUCAUUUUUAUGUUCAGCGUGCAGCUUCUGCUCGCCAUCGCGAUCGUGUUAAUCGGGCUUGUGGCGCUGAUAAGUGGCUGGACAUUACCGGGAGAUCACGCUUCGGCAUUAUACUUUAUCAUCAUUUACCUGCGCGUUGGUUAUUGGUCGGUGACAUACGUGAUCCACGAGCGUUGUAAGCACGAGUUUGCUCGCCUACUCGAGCCAGACUUUGAUCGCUAUCGGUCACUGUCCGUUUAUCGGAAGGCUCCACUACAGAUCGUUACCCUUUGGAACGUGAUUUUGUUGACGGUGCAGAAUCAGGUGCGCUUCCUGUUUCCAUACGAGUCCACUGGUCCCGGAGGAAACACACCCGGCAAUCCAUCCAACGGUAACAAAGCAGAAGGUGCACUGAACCCAGCCAUCACACCGCAGCUGUUCGUGAUGGUUGUGUGGGGUUUGGAGCUGCUAUUGCAACUGUUCUUUAACGUGCCCUUCAUAAGAGCGCUGAACGAGAUCCGGAACGCCGACGGCUUGGACAAGGAAACGGACCUGCGCUAUCGUCGCAUGACGGAUACGGAAAUCGAGGAGCAACCAUUCGAGUGGCAGCUUGAACGGCAAGCUGAACUUAUUAAGCAUUUACGCAUGGAGCACGACCAGCUACAGCGGAAAGCUAAGGCAUACGGUGUCGAUAGCCGUUGCUGAAGAUUCAUGACGAAGUUGGCAUGAUUCAUACUGGUACUGGAUACUAGGUUGUGGGUUUCUUUGUGUCUCUAAAAUGGUGAAGUAGUAUUGGUAUUUGUUGUUUAAAAUGUUCUUGUUAGUAUGAAAUUACUAAAAGCUGUUUUCCCCAGGCGGAAAAAAUAAAUGGUUAUUGUAUACAUUAUUCAUGAACAUUAUGCUCAUUUCUUAUGUUUUAUUCUAGAUUCUCCCAAUAAUCCAUUGCUCACAUCACAC
Anopheles darlingi is the source of this 1287-nucleotide messenger RNA. RefSeq lists its product as uncharacterized. NCBI's taxonomy places the organism in Eukaryota, Metazoa, Arthropoda, Insecta, Diptera, Culicidae. The coding region runs from base 253 to 1035 and encodes 260 amino acids. The transcript is spliced from 2 exons. The record is from RefSeq and is a predicted model, not a curated record.